Messenger RNA from Lichtheimia ornata, 549 nucleotides. RefSeq lists its product as uncharacterized. The coding region runs from base 1 to 549 and encodes 182 amino acids. The record is from RefSeq and is a predicted model, not a curated record. Gene Ontology annotation, molecular function: calcium ion binding. Lineage: Eukaryota; Fungi; Mucoromycota; Mucoromycetes; Mucorales; Lichtheimiaceae. The transcript is spliced from 5 exons. Gene Ontology annotation, cellular component: cytoplasm.
AUGCUUUUGUACACUGAUAUCAUCUCUGGUGACGAACUCUUCUCUGAUGCCUAUCCCAUCAAGGAAAUUGACGACAUCGCCUAUGAGGUCGACUGCCAAAUGAUCACUAUCAAGGAAGGUGAUGUUGAUAUCGGUGCCAACCCCUCUGCUGAAGGUGGUGACGAAGGUGUUGAGGAGUCUGCUCAAACCGUCAACAACGUUGUCUACUCUUUCCGUCUUACCGAGACUGCCUUUGACAAGAAGUCCUACAUGAGCUACAUCAAGGGUUACAUGAAGGCUUUGAAGAAGAAGCUCGAGGAAUCCAACCCUGAGCGUAUCCCUGCCUUCGAAAAGGGUGCUGCUGCUCUCGUCAAGAAGAUCUUGGGUAACUUCAAGGACUACGAAUUCUUCGUUGGUGAGUCGAUGGAUCCCGAGGGUAUGGUCUGUCUCUUGAACUACCGUGAUGAUGGUGUCACCCCCUACUUCACCUUCUUCAAGGAUGGUCUUAAGGAGCAGAAGUUGGUAAGUGUCUUUGUUUUCUUUCUUUGGGCGGCAUCCAAAAUUCCCUGA